Molecule: messenger RNA, 1041 nt
Organism: Canis lupus familiaris (dog)
Lineage: Eukaryota; Metazoa; Chordata; Mammalia; Carnivora; Canidae
Gene: RBM11
Product: RNA binding motif protein 11
Exons: 6
Coding region: 216-950 (244 amino acids)
Biological process (GO): regulation of alternative mRNA splicing, via spliceosome
Cellular component (GO): nucleus
Molecular function (GO): single-stranded RNA binding
Source: RefSeq, a predicted model, not a curated record
CCUUGGCGGAGACCGGAGGGAUGUUCCCGCCUCAGGAGGAGGCCGACAGGACGGUGUUUGUGGGGAAUUUAGAGGCCCGAGUUCGGGAAGAGAUUCUUUACGAGCUGUUCCUUCAGACAGCCGCAUCAUGACUAUGACCAGUUGAUUCCCUGGGCAGUUCCCUGUAUUUCAUACCAAGCGGACCUUUUGGAAACUUUUCGAGACUCCGGACCUCCAUGAGUAAGCCUCCUGUCUCCUGUAAACGCUCACCUUUGUAUACACCUGGGUGUCCCUUCGAAAGCGAUGGACCCCUCCAGCCAUUCAUCGAACCGUUACGUGGCAAACCCGAAGCUGGGCCAUUAACCAAAGUGACUAUAUGCAAAGACAGAGAAGGAAAACCGAAGACUUUUGGAUUUGUCUGCUUUAAACAUCCUGAAUCGGUGUCUUAUGCCAUAGCUUUGCUGAAUGGAAUUCGUUUAUAUGGAAGACCAAUUAAUGUACAGUAUCGAUUUGGGAGCUCUCGCUCUUCUGAACCAGCUAACCAAAGUUUUGAGAACUGUAUUAAGAUAAAUUCACACAGCUACAGAAAUGAAGAAGUUGUGGGCAGAGCUUCCUUUCCCAUGCAGUUCUUUCCAAUAAAUACUGCAGCUUUACCUCAAGGAUAUUUUUUCUUUCAGAAGAUGCAGUGGCCUGCGUAUAAUCCAGCCCUCCAGCUUCCUUACUAUGAGAUGGCAGCAUCACUUCCUAAUAGCACAGCUGCGUCGUCUUCGCUAAAUUGUGUUCCAGAUCUGGAGGCUGGACCCAGCUCUUAUGAACGGACUCACCAACAACCCAGUGACCCUGAUCUUUAUCAGACAAAUAAACGAAAGCGGCAAAAACAAACCAGUGACAGUGAUAGUAGCACAGAAAACAAGAGAGGAAAUGAAUAUAGCCAAAAGUUCCGAAAGUGUAAGAAAAAGAAAAGAUUUUAGCCUUAUGUUCAAGUGAAAUUUGUCUGCCCAGGUCUUCAUUUUCUUUAAAAAAAAAAAAAAAAAAAAAAAAAAAAAAAAACCUGUAUUCUUC